Molecule: messenger RNA, 1989 nt
Organism: Amphimedon queenslandica
Lineage: Eukaryota; Metazoa; Porifera; Demospongiae; Haplosclerida; Niphatidae
Product: ankyrin repeat and SAM domain-containing protein 6-like
Exons: 16
Molecular function (GO): protein binding
Source: RefSeq, a predicted model, not a curated record
AUGGCGGCUCCCUUUGAACUAGAGCGGAAGAACCCAUUCAGAACCUUCCAGAGUGUGCAUGAUGUACAUGAAAUGGAAAAUAGAAUACAUCGUCCUGAACUACAUCUAAUUGCUUCUUCUUUGCAACAGAAGUAUUAUGACUUGGUGGUGGAUGUGAGACAGUCACUAAUUCAUCACAAUGUUGAUAUCGAAGGGAUUAAAUUGCUCAUUGAGUUAUAUUUGAAAGGAGAAACUCGAAAUCAUCCAGUGCUGAAAAAAUAUCUUGAUCUUCUUCAGAAGAUUCAUGAUUUCAAUAGUUUAUUUCAUUUCCUAAUUGAUAAUCACUUCAUUGGUUAUCUCAACUAUAAUCUGUUGAAAAGAAUAUCGAAACGUAUUCCACAGGAUGUUAGUCUCAUGAAUCAAGUUGACAACUAUGAAAUGAAGUAUGCUGAACUACUUAAUAAAAUUUCCUGUAAUAAUUUGGUGCAUUUGUUUGACGAAUGGUAUGACCUUUCUCCCAACACACCUAUUGGUUUACCUCGUAUCUCUUUUCGUCUUGGCUCCCCUUGGCUUCAUUCUCGAUUUUACACAUGGGUUUUAACAUUUGAUAAGCUGUCAUGGUCUCAUCAUGCAUUUCUUGCUCAGUUACGAGAGAAUUGCAUUAUCAUCACUUAUGCUAUACUACCAUGUGUUCUUGAUGAUGUCAUGAGAGAUCUCAAGGAUCCAGUGAUAUUGAAGAAGCUAAAGGACCACAAUAUUACUGUAAUUGAAUUACCACAAGAAGAGGAAGAAGAUUUUGAGGGAAAGGAGGAAGACCCACAGAUUGAAUCCACUGCUAAAGCAGAACCAAGGGUUGGUGCUUCUUCAAUCAUACAGACCACAUCAUCUGAGGGUAAAAUUCCCACCACAAGCACUACUACUACUUUGAAAGGAGCUGAUCCUAAUGUUACUAAGUAUACAUUUGGUGAUAAUCCUGCUCUUAUUGUAGCCAUUGAAAAGGAUAAUAUUGAUAUAGUGAAAUUGUUACUGGAGAAAGGAACUGAUCCUAAAGUUACUGAGUAUACAUCUGGUGAUAAUCCUGCUCUUAUUGUAGCCAUUGAAACGGAUAAUAUUGAUAUAGUGAAAUUGUUACUGGAGAAAGGAGCUGAUCCUAAUGUUACUGAGUAUCCAUCUGGCGGCUCUCCUGCUCUUAUUAUAGCCAUUGAAAAAGGUAAUAUUGAUAUUGUUAAAUUGUUACUGGAGAAAGGAGCUGAUCCUAAUGUUACUAAGUAUCCAUCUGGCGGCUCUCCUGCUCUUAUUAUAGCCAUUGAAAAAGGUAAUAUUGAUAUUGUUAAAUUGUUACUGGAGAAAGGAGCUGAUCCUAAUGUUACUAAGUAUACAUCUGGUUAUAAUCCUGCUCUUAUUGUAGCCAUUAAAAAGGAUAAUAUUUAUAUAGUAAAAUUGUUACUGGAGAAAGGAGCUGAUCCUAAAGUUACUGAGUAUACAUCUGGUGAUAAUCCUGCUCUUAUUGUAGCCAUUGAAAAGGAUAAUAUUGAUAUUGUUAAAUUGUUACUGGAGAAAGGAGCUGAUCCUAAUGUUACUAAGGAUACAUCUGGUUAUAAUCCUGCUCUUAUUGUAGCCAUUAAAAAGGAUAAUAUUUAUAUAGUAAAAUUGUUACUGGAGAAAGGAGCUGAUCCUAAAGUUACUGAGUAUACAUCUGGUGAUAAUCCUGCUCUUAUUGUAGCCAUUGAAAAGGAUAAUAUUGAUAUUGUUAAAUUGUUACUGGAGAAAGGAGCUGAUCCUAAUGUUACUAAGGAUACAUCUGGUUAUAAUCCUGCUCUUAUUGUAGCCAUUAAAAAGGAUAAUAUUUAUAUAGUAAAAUUGUUACUGGAGAAAGGAGCUGAUCCUAAAGUUACUGAGUAUACAUCUGGUUAUAAUCCUGCUCUUAUUGUAGCCAUUGAGAAGCAUGAUUUCAAAAUUGUUGAGGUGCUACUUGAAAAAGGAGCUGAUCCUAAUAUUGAUUUUGAUACU